Molecule: messenger RNA, 448 nt
Organism: Truncatella angustata
Lineage: Eukaryota; Fungi; Ascomycota; Sordariomycetes; Amphisphaeriales; Sporocadaceae
Exons: 1
Coding region: 102-419 (105 amino acids)
Source: RefSeq, a predicted model, not a curated record
CUUACUGCCGACCCAUUCUCCGGCCGGUCGAGGUGUUUCGGAAUUGCGCAGAGCAUCCAUCAGGACGUCGACUUGAUUUCAUACGUCUCUCUUCUGCUCUAAUGACCCGAAUCGCAACUCCACAUUAUCCUUAUCCAUGGAAUCUUUUGGCAGGUUUUUUUUUGUUACGGAAGGCUUGCACCGGGUUCUGGUUCUCUGAAUUCCGUUUGCUUAACCGUCAUACGAUAUCGGUUCAGAGAUUGGGAGAGUUUACAACCGAAACAGAAGAAGUUUGUCUUUUGAACUGCGCUACUUUUUUUUGCGUACGUUGGAUUCCACGGAGCGACUCCUUGCGAGUUACUCAUGGAAACUAUCUUCGCCUUGGGCAGACAGGGAGGACGAAUGGACUACAGGCUGGCGCGACCUCUUCGCUGCCAUGAAAUCUCCUAUGUGCCAAAGAUUGCGUGAC